GAGAGGGGAUGACACAUGCAUUGCAUGCGUUUGACGCACGUCCCAAAAUCAGUCGAACGACGUUCAUACACACGAUAAGACACGUGUGAGCACACGCUCCACAACUCUCUCGAACACUUCGUACAAGACUCUUCCGCCUUUUCUUCCGUGGUCCACCAGCGUCUUGGUGGGACGUCUCCAAGGCGUGUGUCGUGUCGUGUGUGCCCAAAAACACCUUUGUGUCUUCCACGCAAUCAAGUGCUCUCUCACGCAAAGAGGGGAAAAUAGGGAGAGUGACCUGUUGACAUGGAUCCCAUCCAUCAUCAUGCUUCCCCGCUCCAUUGGGGAUACGCUGCCAGCCAGCCGCAUAACACGUGGAUUCCGCCACCCAGUCGCAAUAAACUCAAGAGGACAUUAUCCGACAGUGACAACGAUGACCUAUACUCUGAGGAAUCAUCCAAGGAUCAGGCAUCUCCAGGCGAAUCCAACAGUUGCCAGAUGCUGACGCGGAAAAAGCGUCGUGGUGUUAUUGAGAAGAAGCGUCGUGAUCGAAUUAAUUCAUCAUUGUCAGAACUGAAGCGUCUUGUGCCAAGUGCUUAUGAGAAGCAAGGAUCAGCAAAAUUGGAGAAGGCAGAAAUUCUUCAGCUUACAGUUGACCACUUGAAGUCGCUUCAUUCAAAAGGAAUCGACUCGAUUGCCUUCGAUCCACAGCGUUUUGCCAUGGAUUACCAUAUAAUCGGCUUCCGGGAGUGUGCUUCGGAAGUGGCACGGUAUCUAGUCACCAUUGAGGGAAUGGACAUUCAGGAUCCCCUUCGAUUGCGCCUCAUGUCGCACUUACAGUGUUUUGUAGCUCAACGAGAACUUUCUGCCAAGAAUUCAACACAUUCCACAGCUACCCAGGCAGCUGGAGCCUGGUCAACUCCUGGAUCUAGUGGAGUGUCAACAUACCAAAGUGCAGCUUACCAUCAUGCAGCAUAUCAGAACUAUGCACCGCAGGCUGCCAGUUCCUCAGGAUAUGUUCCCAAUUUGCCUGCUCCUGUACCGUCCGUGGAGACCCUCCAUGAUACCUCAGUUUCAACGGCCACUUCGACGCAUCAGUCAGAGGUGACGGUGCAUCAGAAUCAGGAAGCUCAACAGCAGCACUAUCCUAAUAAUAAUCAAGAACAUCAGAGCAAUGCAGGUCCCAUUUACACGGAUCUCUCUUCAGCUGUGCACCGUGGAACAGCAUCGAUUCAUGGAUCGGCCUAUGCUCAACAUUCUCAGUACCCUGCCGGAAGUGCCCUCAGCUAUGCGGUGCCCACAUCAGGAUACAAUAAUAAUAAUGCACCGGCUGGGAAUGGGUCUAAGCCCUACAGACCCUGGGGAGCUGAAAUGGCGUACUGAAGGGGGUCAGGAGGAGAAGAAAAGAGAGUUAACUGAAAUCUAAGUCGUUUCAUAGUCAUUUUAUACAAAGAUGCCACAGAGGAUGUCUAUUUUUUAUACAUAAAUUAUUUACUAGGAUAGUUGGAGAGUGAACAGGAUGUCUCAAGGGGGUAAGUCAAUUUAUAUAAUUUUGUACAUUGGUGGUGGAUUAACAAUAAUUCCUGUAAAAUAUUAAAGUGAGAAAUCGUGUCGAAUCUAGACAGAGAAUGGAAGUGGUCGAAGAGCUUGAAAUAUUGGCUAAGCUAAAAACGCAUUGAAUAAAUGUAAAAAAGGAUUUAUGAAAAUCCAAAAAGAUUAAAAAAUAAAUAUUAAAUAGGGAGGUGCACAAUAAAAA
Messenger RNA from Phlebotomus papatasi, 1735 nucleotides. RefSeq names its product hairy/enhancer-of-split related with YRPW motif protein (gene Hey). The record is from RefSeq and is a predicted model, not a curated record. NCBI's taxonomy places the organism in Eukaryota, Metazoa, Arthropoda, Insecta, Diptera, Psychodidae. Bases 286 to 1362 code for a protein of 358 amino acids. The transcript has 3 exons. Gene Ontology annotation, cellular component: nucleus. Gene Ontology annotation, molecular function: DNA-binding transcription factor activity, RNA polymerase II-specific; protein dimerization activity; RNA polymerase II cis-regulatory region sequence-specific DNA binding. Gene Ontology annotation, biological process: regulation of neurogenesis; anterior/posterior pattern specification; regulation of transcription by RNA polymerase II.